This is a messenger RNA of Oncorhynchus gorbuscha (pink salmon), 3238 nucleotides long. RefSeq names its product SRSF protein kinase 3-like. Gene Ontology annotation, biological process: regulation of mRNA processing; spliceosomal complex assembly; protein phosphorylation. The coding region runs from base 436 to 2253 and encodes 605 amino acids. Lineage: Eukaryota; Metazoa; Chordata; Actinopteri; Salmoniformes; Salmonidae. The record is from RefSeq and is a predicted model, not a curated record. Gene Ontology annotation, molecular function: protein kinase activity; ATP binding. The transcript is spliced from 16 exons.
GCGGUUUGAAAUUCCAAAUGAACGUAUGUUGUUUCUAGCAAUAUUCAUAAAAAAAUUGAAACCCCCUACAGCGGGCCGCGGAGACCCAGUUAAAUACCACUGAUUCUAGUGGAAAGUGGAAACCAGUGUCCUGCCAGCCACCAGCACAACUCAGCUCACGUCAUUUUCAGAACAUAUGCUGUGCUUAUGGGCAAGCAGGCAGGCACGCAGAGCAAACAUUGACGAGGGAAGAACGGUCCCUCAGCUGCCAGAGAAAUCGGACACCGUUUUUCACUAUUAUAUAGGAGAGGCGAAACGGAUCAGAGGACCAAUACGCGGCGUGACCUUCUGCGUGUACCAUCUUCAUCUCCAUUUCCUUCAACCCUACACUUGCAUGACCUGUGCUGUCUAGGCUAGAAGGCGUCGGCUCCCUGUUCUAUUGUGUGUCCUUUGACAAUGUCCAAUGUGCCUUCAUCUAGAUAUGCUGCUGCAAUAUCAGCCCUUUCCCUCAGUUUACCUGCUGUUAACCCCAACCCACCGCUUACCCCCAAAUCAUCCCUUACCCCCAAAUCCCUGACCCCUAAACCACUAGUUGACCCUACCCCCAAACCACCCCUUACCAUCAAACUAUCAUCAUAUUCCCCUUCACCUGAGAUUUUCGGAUCCGAUGAUGAGGAACAGGAGAAUCCAUCUGAUUACUGUAUAGGUGGCUACUACCCAGUGGAAAUUGGAGCAAUAUUCAUUGACCGUUACCAGGUGGUGAAGAAGUUGGGUUGGGGCCACUUCUCCACUGUGUGGCUAGGCUGGGACAUUGAGAAGAGGCGUUUUGUGGCUCUGAAGGUGGUAAAGAGUGCUCCAACCUUCACAGAGACUGGUUUGGAUGAGAUCAAGCUUCUGAAAUGUGUAAGGGACAGUGACCCAUCUGACCCUAAACGAGACACUGUUGUGCAACUUAUCGAUGACUUCAAGGUCUCUGGAGUCAAUGGGGAGCAUGUAUGCAUGGUUCUUGAAGUGCUGGGUCACCAACUGCUGAAGUGGAUCAUCAAAUCCAACUACACUGGCCUUCCCCUGCCCUGCGUUAAGAGCAUCCUCAGACAGGUUUUCCAGGGCUUAGAUUACUUGCACACUAAAUGCAAGAUUAUCCACACAGACAUCAAGCCAGAGAACAUCCUUUUGAGAGUGGAUGAUGUUUACGUCCAGGAGCUGGCAGCCGACACCAACCUACAGGAGCUGUCAGUUUCUCCUGCUCCCACAAGCUGUUCAGAAAAUACCAGUCUAAGAGAGAAGCAGAUUGUGUCAAACCUUUUGGGGAAGUUGACUGUGGCUUUCCAGACUCUUGGGGUUUGGACCGGGAAGGUUUCCAGGAUCCCGAGGGCCAGGUUGUCGAGGAAGGAGAACAAACAUCAACAGCCGCAGCAGGGCGAGGACACUUUAGUUGACCGUCAGAAGAGGGCAAAACCUCAUGUGUCAUUCUCCAAUAUCACCACUCCCUGUAGCACUCCCAGUUCCACCUCUCCCCCUAAGCCUUCAGGUCCUGUGCGUACUACUUGGAGACAGAACCUGCUGCAUGAAGAAGCAAUGGGCUCUGACAGCAAGGAGUCAGACUCGUCACCGAUAGAAGAUGCACCAUCAUUGACUACAAUGUCUCACUGCUCUAGACAAUCUACAGUGUUGCAUCCUUCUACCCAGAGAGACAACCAGCCCUCAUCACCAUCACAUGGGUUCAGUGAAACAGAUAUGUUGGUGAAUCUUCUGAAGCCACAGAAUGCUGAUGAAAUCAGCAUCAAGAUUGCAGAUCUGGGCAAUGCCUGCUGGGUGUACAAACACUUCACAGAGGACAUCCAGACCUGUCAGUACCGUUCUGUGGAGGUCCUGAUUGGGGCUGGCUAUGGCACUCCUGCAGACAUCUGGAGCACAGCCUGCAUGGCAUUUGAGCUGGCCACUGGAGAAUAUCUGUUUGAACCCCAUUCAGGGGACAACUUCUCUCGAGAGGAAGAUCACAUUGCUCACAUAAUUGAGUUGCUGGGACCCCUUCCAUCCCAGUUUGCCCUCUCAGGGAGAAACUCCAGGCGAUAUUUCAAUCACAAAGGGCAUCUGCGGCGCAUCUCAAGGCUGAAGCCGUGGAGUUUGUGUGAGAUCCUGCUGGAUAAAUACGAGUGGCCACGGGAGCAGGCAGUCCAGUUCAGUGCCUUCCUCCUCACCAUGCUGGAGCCCCUCCCAGAGAAGAGAGCCACCGCUUCCCAGUGUUUAAAACAUCCCUGGAUCUCCUCAUAGACAUCAUACUGUUACCUAGUGUCUGAACCCCUCUGGAUCCCCUCAUGGACACAGAGUCGCCACCACUGCCCAGUGUCUGAACCACCCUGGAUUACAUCAUAGACACAGCCGUCUCACCGAGGCCACAGAGGUUACAGAGGUGAAGUCCCAUAAUACGAUGAUGAUUUCAAGGGCAAUUCCACCCAUUUUAAACCUCAUGUCAUUAUCUCAAGCACAAUACCAGUGUCUAAAUAUGAAAUUUGCGUAUUUCUACUUUUUGUAGAACAAAAUAUAAAUAAAAAAAGUUAAACGCGAUGACAUCAUCAGAAGUUGAAACAUAAAAAAGAAAAAGUGAUUUUCUAACACUGUGAGAUACGUGGCAACGUGUGGAGCAAGAAAAUACCCUCCCUCUGACUAGAAACUUACCCUGUGAUGUCACAGAGAAGUCUUUUUUAGGACCUUAUCUGUUUAACCACAGAUCAUAGAAACGUGCUGUUUUCACAUACCGUAUGUAGACACUGGUUUGGUGCUGGUGAUAAUUAUGAGGUUGAAAAGUGGCAGAAUUGCCAUUAAAGUGGGGGAAGGGGUUUUGUAGGUCAUGUAUGAAAUUCAACAAGUGUUAUUUUUUUCAGCUGAUUUUCAUCAUGUGCUAUUUUUCUGUUUGCUCUGCAAGAGCAAUCAAUUAUUACUAUAUUUUGUCGGGUGAUUUGAAGCGUUUGAUGUGGAGAAAAUAACUUUUGAUAUGGAGAGAUGACAUGAGAAACAAAUCCAGUUUAUGUAAAACUGUCACUGUUUAAUUGUACAGCUCUCUUUAGAUAUUCAUUUGAUAUUCCAGAUUACUUCUGAUGUGAUGGCCUGUGUUCAGAUUAUUCAAAUUGGAGCACAUCAAUGACCAAAAUCAUAAAGAAGGCAAGACUUACUGGAAUACUGCCUUUUCAAAAGGACACUGGGAACAUUACUUUUGUUGUUGUCUUUCAUUGAAUAAAUGCUAUUUGUUUAUACAAGG